Messenger RNA from Fusarium coffeatum, 516 nucleotides. RefSeq lists its product as uncharacterized. The transcript is spliced from 3 exons. The record is from RefSeq and is a predicted model, not a curated record. Bases 1 to 516 code for a protein of 171 amino acids. Lineage: Eukaryota; Fungi; Ascomycota; Sordariomycetes; Hypocreales; Nectriaceae.
AUGCAAGUAAUUCCACGUGAAACAAUCUCCCCAGAAACCCAAUUAAAGCACAUUCUUGACGCCCAUAGCCGCGGCAACUCUCUUGAUGAUCCCAAUUAUGCCUGCGUGACAUUGCAGUACUACUACUACACUCUCUUCACAACAACCACUAUCAUCACCUUCAAGAUGUUCUCCAAGCUCAUCAUCGUCGCUCUCUCCACCCUCGCUAUUGCGGCUCCCCUCCAGCCCCAAACUCUGGGCAGCAUCACCUUCUACACCCCCGGCAAGGGCGCCUGCGAAGAGGACAACGGCGACGCCGACAUGGUCGCUGCCAUCGGCAAAGGUCUCUACGACUCUGGCGACUACUGCGGCAAGCAGAUCAAGCUCAAGGGUGAUGUUGGUGAGGUGAUUGUCACUGUCGUUGAUCGCUGCGACGGCUGCGCCGACAACGAUCUCGACGUUUCUCCCGCCGCCUUCGAGAAGUCGAUGGGCUCUAAGGAAAUCGGCCGCGCCAAUGGCCAAUGGAACUGGGUCUAA